Messenger RNA from Tetrapisispora phaffii CBS 4417, 1227 nucleotides. RefSeq lists its product as uncharacterized. The transcript has a single exon. Gene Ontology annotation, molecular function: nucleic acid binding. The coding region runs from base 1 to 1227 and encodes 408 amino acids. NCBI's taxonomy places the organism in Eukaryota, Fungi, Ascomycota, Saccharomycetes, Saccharomycetales, Saccharomycetaceae. The record is from RefSeq and is a predicted model, not a curated record.
AUGAAAACGUUAAAACGAAAACAUGACAUGAUCGAUGACUCCAAUAAUGAUCGAAUAAUAAAGGUCGACAUUCCAGAGUUAGAUAUUUUAUAUAAGAUCGAACUAGGUUCUGAUAUAGAUAUAGAAAGAAUAAACCAUGGGAGAAAUGACCAUUUACAAUUGGAAUCUGUGUUUUCAUCUUUUUUAACACAAAAGAUGUAUACUCUAAUUAGGGAGAAGAAUUUUAAUUACGAAACUUUUGAAGAAGCAAUGAAAUCGCAUUAUACUGAUUCUGGAAAAUAUAUGGGCACAGCCAAUAAGAAAUUUAUGUUAAUGGAAGAUAGGUAUCAAUUGAAUGAGCUUGGCCAGAUAACAGAUAAAAGAAAUGAUUACAAGUUGAUUGUUCCUCCAAAUCAGAUUUACGAUCUAAUCAUGCAUUGUCAUUUCUUAAAUGAUCAUUUAGGUUCAACAAAAAUUCAUCAUAGCUUAAGGGAAAAAUAUUCGAAUAUAUCAAGAGCAUUAGUACGGCUGUCAUUACAAAAUUGUUCGCACUGUAAUCCAAAAAGCACAUAUAAACAUAUUGAGUAUACUCGUCAUUUUUCAUGUGAUAAGAACUUUGCAUUUGAGAAAAUUCAUGUUGAGAUAUUCCAACCUUUUGAAGAUGUCGAUACUUUUGCCAACAAAUUUUCUCACGUUAUCUAUAUACGUGAUUAUUUUACAAGGUAUGUUUGGCUAUACCCAUUAGAAAAAAUAUCCGUUAAAGAACUUGCGAACACUUUAGCAACUCAUUUAUUGUUAUCAUUAAGAAUACCAAUUUAUAUCGAAUCACUGACCCUCGAUGAAUCAAAUCUUUUAAAGAUAUUAAAAAGAAUUUCCAAAACGACAAAUUUGAUACUUGGCGUUGGUACAACAAAACUUGAUGAAUUUCAAGCUAGUGGUAUUAACCACAUGAAAGAGCUUUUUGUACAAAAUAGGGAAUAUUGCGGCAAUAAUUGGAAUAAGUAUGUUAUACGAUGCCAAAAUCAUUAUAAUACUACUUAUAAUAAGUGGAUCUAUGGUAUCCCUUUAAAUUUAAUGGCACAGGAAACAUUAGCUGAUAAUAAGACCUACAAAAAAAAAAGACAAAGAACAAUACUUCUUACAUUAUCAAAGAAUACCAUACUGUUGAAAAAUGGAAAAUCUGCCUUAUACAAGGAAUCUACUGAAAACUCAAUUGAUCUCCAUAUUGAAAAUAGAUAUGAAGAAUAA